Fusarium redolens is the source of this 450-nucleotide messenger RNA. RefSeq lists its product as uncharacterized. The transcript has a single exon. The record is from RefSeq and is a predicted model, not a curated record. Lineage: Eukaryota; Fungi; Ascomycota; Sordariomycetes; Hypocreales; Nectriaceae. The coding region runs from base 1 to 450 and encodes 149 amino acids.
AUGUAUCAGCUGGAAAUAUGCGGCGCAAAUACAAAAAGAGAAGGCAGGCCUCAGGAGUACGGGUACGACUUGUGCGAGAGAAAGCUCUUCUACUGUUUGCGUCAGGAGCGCGACGAGUCACGAGAUUGUGCAGCGGGCGAUAAAGCCAACAGAAACCGUCAGGCGAGGAAAAAGCUGUCAGUACUAGAGACAAGGUCGGAAAAUAACUGCACUGGCGUUGUUUGCGGGUUCGCCUCGAUGGGCGUUGUCGUCAAGAGUGAUGCUGCUCUUUUCUUGGUUCGUGAGGUGAUGAUGGAUGAAGUAGGAGAAGAAAAGCUGAGGCGAAUGAGCGUGACAGGUGGGGCAGCCUUUUUAAGUGUCGCAGUUUGGUUCCAGGUCACUCAAAUCAUUAUUCCGGGCUUGGGUUUUGACAGUUUAUCCGGUGCCAACCCAGAAGAGGAAAGCCUCUGA